This is a messenger RNA of Carlito syrichta (Philippine tarsier), 1349 nucleotides long. It is a transcript of the gene NFKBIA, whose product is annotated as NFKB inhibitor alpha. Lineage: Eukaryota; Metazoa; Chordata; Mammalia; Primates; Tarsiidae. Gene Ontology annotation, molecular function: protein binding. The record is from RefSeq and is a predicted model, not a curated record. The annotation marks the transcript as partial. The transcript is spliced from 5 exons.
CCUCGGCCUGCAGAAACCCCGGCCUUGCGCAAUCCCCCGCAGCCCGCGCCUCCCUGGGCCCCACGCAGUGCACUCACCACCCCUGGGGUUUUUCCCUCUCGUCCCCGCAGGUUCUUGCACUUGGCCAUCAUUCAUGAAGAAAAGGCACUGGCCAUGGAAGUGAUCCGCCAGGUGAAAGGAGAUGUGGCCUUCCUCAACUUCCAGAACAACCUGCAGCAGACUCCACUCCACUUGGCUGUGAUCACCAACCAGCCAGAAAUUGCUAAGGCACUUCUGGCAGCUGGCUGUGAUCCUGAGCUCCGAGACUUUCGAGGAAAUACCCCCCUACACCUUGCCUGUGAGCAGGGAUGCCUGGCCAGCGUGGGAGUCCUGACGCAGACCUGCACCACCCAACACCUCCACUCCAUCCUGCAGGCCACCAACUACAAUGGCCACACGUGUCUGCACUUAGCCUCUAUCCAUGGCUACCUGGGCAUCGUGGAGCUUUUGGUGUCCCUGGGUGCUGAUGUCAAUGCUCAGGAGCCCUGUAACGGCCGUACAGCCCUGCACCUUGCUGUGGACCUACAGAAUCCUGACCUGGUAUCACUCCUGUUGAAGUGUGGGGCUGAUGUCAACAGAGUCACCUACCAGGGCUACUCCCCAUACCAGCUCACCUGGGGCCGCCCAAGCACCCGGAUACAGCAGCAGCUGGGCCAGCUGACUCCAGAAAACCUUCAGAUGCUGCCGGAGAGCGAGGAUGAGGAGAGCUAUGACACAGAGUCAGAGUUCACAGAGGACGAGCUGCCCUAUGAUGACUGUGUGUUUGGAGGCCAGCGCCUGACAUUAUGAGCAGAAAAGGUCUACAAGAACAUGGACUUGUAUAUUUGUACAAAAAGAAAGUUUUAUUUUUCUAAAAAAGAAAAAAAGAAGAAAAAAUUCAUAGGGUAUACUUAAAUCUACACUGCACGCUGCCUGGCCUGAAACGUUUGACCCGGGUGGAUCAGCCCUCACUUUUUUGUAUGAACUUUUGUGGGUGGGAGACAAGAAAGAUCAUUGAGAUUCAAAGAGAAACUCUUAAACUACACCUUAGUGGGGUCUUUGGAAAAGGUUAUCCAAAACUUGGUGAAAGGACCACUUUUUAUUUAUUGUGUUUUUGUUUGAACCACUGUAGAUAUAGUGGCUGGCCCCUGGGUGUGUCCUGUGACACGUUAACAGCCAGGUGUUAAACCUUUCAGUAAUGUGGAGUUAAAAGUCCCUAAUUGUCAAGGUUUGUGUUACCCUCCUGUGAAUAGUGUACAUACUGUAUUUUGUUGGUAAUUAUUUUGGUACUUCUAAGAUGUAUAUUUAUUAAACAGAUUUUUACAAACAGA